AUGAAGUGGAUUUUUGUUGUCCUGGGGGUCUUCGCCGGCGCGGCUUGGGGAGCACCUGUCGCGGAAGAGCCUCUGUUGGUGGUCGUGGAAGACGACGCCCAACAGUCCCUGGCUAUCAUCAACGCCGACCAACAGCAGCCGUUCGUGCCGAUUGAGAUCCCAGAGGACAACAAUUUCCGUUAUCUGACGAGGGACUUCGAAGGAGCUACCUACCAGUUCGGCUACAACACGGGAAACACUGUCGACGAGAACGGGGUACCCCAAGCUAACAUGUACCGUCACGAGAUGAGACGCCAAGAUGGUACGGUGGUCGGACGGUAUGGCUACGUGGACCCAGAGGGAGUGGAGCGUGUCUUCAACUACGUGGUGGAUGAGGAUGGAUACAGACUUCUGGAGGCCGGGGAUUUUCUGGCGCUUGAUGUUGUGGAGGAGACUCCCCAAGAUGAAGAGGAGUCGAACAAGGCACGACUGGACUUGCCUCUUGAAGAACAGAGGACUCCCAUCGCUCUCCCUGUUAUACCCGAGGGCGCUGCCGAUCUCAGCAGUGACGCUGGCACCUACGGGUAUAUCACUGUUCUUUAAGAGAGAAAGAGAGAGAGAAGAGGAGGAGGAGGAGGAGGAGAGGAAGGAGGAGAGAAGAGGCGUGAGGAAAUCGUGUUAAGUGUUAAGAAAGAUGAAAGAAAAAGAUAGAUAGAUAGUAGCUGUGAAGAUAGCGAGUUAUUAUUUUUUUUUAAUUCGCGGUUUUUAAUACGGGUAAAUUUCUUGUUCUUUUCUUUCUCUUUGUAAUGAGUUAACGCGAGCUAAGGAAAAAAAGGGAAAAAUAAUGCUCAAGCAAAUAUAAAAAAAUAUAUAAAAAUCCAUAGCUUGCGUUUGCCCAUUAUCUAUUUAUUUACAUAUUUAUUUAUUUAUUGACUUUUCUAUACACCCAUGUUCUUCCGGUGACGGUGAACGGGUGUCAAGAAUUGCACAGCUGACAAUCCCAUGUUGUUUAGGGCUGGUUGUUCACUGUUGUUCAUCGGUGAACAAGAGAGCCUGUUCUUUUUGUUGCUGACAUGUGUGACGUGACUUUUUGACUUGAUUUACUUUACUUAUACGACUAUUUUUUUUUUUUUUUUACAAAUGACUGUUGUUAUUUUCUUAAAGACGGCGUUUUUUUUUCUUUUUACAGACAAGUGACACUUUUUGUUAAAGACUUACGACUUUUUACUUGACUUGUGACAAACAGACAUCAUUAUAUAUAAAUAUAUAAUUUAGAAAAAAACAAUAAAAAUAAGACUCUACUUGAUUGACAGUUACUGACAGACGCAGACAUCAUAAAAUUAUAAAUAAAAAACAUAAAAUUUUGUUUUAGAAAAUGCGAAAAAUAUAUUCAAAACAGAAAAAUCGGCAAAUUAAACAAUAUACAGACAUGACGCAUAAACUUUAAUCAAAUACCAGUUUUAUCGACACAGACAUAAAAAAAAAACAUAAAAACACACAAAAAUGACUUAGACAAUUGUUUUUCCUUAAACUGGUAUUUUUGACUUUGUUAUUGGAGCUUUAAGUAUGUGUGAAUGUUGUUAAUUGUUAUAUUUGUUAUUAUUGUUACCAUAACAGUCCCCAACCACGUAAAAUUCUAAAAAAAAAUA
This is a messenger RNA of Penaeus indicus, 1628 nucleotides long. RefSeq lists its product as uncharacterized. The record is from RefSeq and is a predicted model, not a curated record. Bases 1 to 582 code for a protein of 193 amino acids. Lineage: Eukaryota; Metazoa; Arthropoda; Malacostraca; Decapoda; Penaeidae. The transcript is spliced from 4 exons. Gene Ontology annotation, cellular component: chitin-based extracellular matrix. Gene Ontology annotation, molecular function: structural constituent of chitin-based larval cuticle.